Psilocybe cubensis is the source of this 2040-nucleotide messenger RNA. RefSeq lists its product as uncharacterized. The record is from RefSeq and is a predicted model, not a curated record. Lineage: Eukaryota; Fungi; Basidiomycota; Agaricomycetes; Agaricales; Agrocybaceae. Gene Ontology annotation, biological process: protein sumoylation. The transcript has 10 exons. The coding region runs from base 1 to 2040 and encodes 679 amino acids. Gene Ontology annotation, molecular function: zinc ion binding; SUMO ligase activity.
AUGGCUGCCACAGACGUAUGGAUGGACUAUGAUGCAAUUCGACACGGCAUUAAGGGCAACACCGUUGAUAGGCUGAAGCAAAUCUUGACGGGUUUGAACGAGGAGUGUGGCACGCACAUGUCGAAAUCUGGCAAGAAACAGGAAAUAAUCGAUAGGAUUAUUCAUACGCUGGAGUCAUGGCGAGCUAAUAAUUCUGAGGACAAAUGGAUGCGGGCCAAAAGUAUCAUAUAUCAAGUACGGUCUCAUGGAAGCUAUACGCCUAGUCGAAUGCCAUCGUUAACCACCACACUUCCACCCGUUCCCAAUCCUCACACCGCGUACGACCCCCCGAAACCUAACCAUUACACACAAGCCCUGCCAGGUUCAAGUAGUAGCAUCGGUCAUUACGACCCAUAUGCACCUCCUCGACGACCCACCGGUCUUACGCCCCAUCCUUCGUCUUCUGCGACCAAGGUCACAGGGAUCCGUUUCAAAGACUCCCCUUUUUUCGCAAUUGACCAAUCUGUAUCCUCUUUGGUAGAAUGUCCUGAAUCCACAAGUUCUACAGAUCGUCGAUCACAAUCGCUCACAUUUACGCUCACAGCUGAUCAAUCAACGAAAAUGAAAACUUCGUCAAAAUUUCAACUUCGACUUUUCUGCACGUCAUCUGUGUUUUUUCCUGGGAUGGGAUCUUUUAGAGCAGGAAACUUUCCGUGUCCCAUGGAAUUCCCUCCUACUUGCGAAGUGCGCGUGAAUGGCACACAAAUUACAGCUAACUUGAAAGGAUUGAAGAAGAAACCUGGAACGGCACCCCCUCCGGAUAUCACCAAAUAUUCGCGUACCACUGGGACGAACCGAGUUGAAAUGGUGUAUGUAAAUAGUCAGCAACCGGUUCAAUCAAAAAAGUACUUCAUAAUAAUCAUGCUCGUUGAAGCCACGACAAUCGAUAACCUGGUCAAUAACCUACGGGGUCAGCAUCUAAAAUCAGCAGUGGAGAUUCGUGAGAAAAUGCUACAGGCUUUGUCGGAAGACGACGAUAUCAUAGCAGGACCGCAAAAGAUGUCUUUGAAAUGUCCACUAACUUUUGUACGCAUUGUGACCCCUUGUCGCUCUUCGAAAUGCGUCCACCCUCAAUGUUUUGAUGCGACAUCCUGGUUCACCAUGAUGGAACAAACGACGACAUGGUUAUGUCCCGUCUGUGAAAGAACUUUGGAUCAUAAGGAUUUAAUCAUGGAUGGGUAUUUUGACGAAAUUUUAAGGCAAACUCCAGACAGCGUCGAGGAUGUCAUGGUUGAAGCGGACGGCCAAUGGCAUACCACAGACAACAAGUAUGGGUCUAGAGAGUGGAUUGCAGCUCACCCUCCCUCAGCUAAUUCAUCAUCUUCGUCAUCCAAGAAACCACCUACACCCACCCAUAAUCCUACGUGUCCACCAUCGAAUGGCUCAGACCAAGCCAACAGCAAGGGCAAGCAAAAGGAAAUAUUUGUGCUCGAUGAUUCGGAUGAUGACGAAGAUGAAGGCCGCGUGAAGCGGGAGUUAUCGCCGUCUUACGCCUCUUCUAUGAAUUUGUCUUUCGAGGGAACAUUGCCCCCCAUGACCCAACCACAAUCACAGUCCCGGCCUCAGUCGCAGCCGAGUACACAAGUCAUUGACCUGACUUUGGACGACUCGGACGAGGAGCAUCCCAUAAUUUCUCAUGCCCAGGGAAAACGUAGAGCGACGGAGUCCGACUUGGACAACUCGGCCGACCCAGUAUGGAAGAAGGCGAGGAUUGACCCCUCUUCACGCAUCCUACCCGCUCCGCCAGUGUCUUCAAUUCCGAACAGUAUUGCAACACUCCCGCACACAUCUUUGAUGAACAACCAUCCGCCUCCCUCCCCUGUUCAUUAUCAGUCCGUAUUCUCCGGAAACGUUCUUCCUCCGCCCACUGUCAAUGGUUAUCCACAUUACAACGCUGGGAGAAUAGGCCCUGCCAAUCCGUCACUACAACUCCCACCUUUGACCAACCCCACGUACCGCCAACCGCCACCACCCAACGGCCAGCGAUGGCGACCAGCAUAG